CCAUAAUAUUACUCUUUCUAUAUCAUCAACCAACAAACAAGCAAUAUUCCAAUAACUUGAAAUCUUGAAUCAUUUCAUACAUUUUCAGAAGCUUCACAAAAGGAUUCGAACUUUCAGAGAAAGAAACUAGAAAUGGCUUUCGUAAGAAAUCUAUUGGGUGCAAAGAAGAUUCUUGGAGCAACAACAAGCAAAAGGGCAACCUUGGCGGCACCAAAGGGGUUUCUAAUGGUGUACGUAGGAGAGAGCCAGAAGAAGAGAUAUGUGGUGCCAAUCUCAUACUUGAGCCAGCCUUACUUUCAAGCUCUUUUGAGCAAAUCUGAAGAAGAAUUUGGGUUCGAUCAUCCAAUGGGUGGCUUAACGAUCCCUUGUCCUGAAGAUACUUUCAUCAAUGUUACUUCUCAGCUUAAGUGAUGAUUAUUCUUCAAAUUAGAGAUAGAUUUUGUUCCUUGUAAAUAUAGGAUACCAAUUUUAUGAAAUAGACACAACAUGAUUCAUGUUAAUACAAAUUUAAUUUCAUAAUUAUUUUUAGGGAAUUUAAAUGGACUUCUACAUUAGCUUU
Messenger RNA from Raphanus sativus (radish), 559 nucleotides. Its product is annotated as auxin-responsive protein SAUR21. The transcript has a single exon. The record is from RefSeq and is a predicted model, not a curated record. Lineage: Eukaryota; Viridiplantae; Streptophyta; Magnoliopsida; Brassicales; Brassicaceae. Gene Ontology annotation, biological process: response to auxin. The coding region runs from base 133 to 411 and encodes 92 amino acids.